ACCUGCUUACUAGGCUACCAACGGAGGACGUUAGUUUCUCUUCAGUGUAAACCGCCUAGGGGAAAGUCCCCGGACCCAUGGCAGAGAGUGUCCCGCUUUGAAGCGGUUACCCUUCUGUAACCACCGCAUUGAAAGCGCUAAGAUGUUUUCCACGACGGAGCGCGCGGCCGCAGUUGGGGCAUCCGUCUCAGUCGGAAGUGACGCAGGUAAUGUACAGGGUACAUCAACAGCACGGGGCUCAUUCUCAGAAUGUCAGUUUUUUAACGGCCGUCGCCAUGGAGACCGUCUCAAUGGUCACCAACCGUCAGACGCCCUUCCUGCGCAGUUUUAUCUUUCUACUUCAAAAGUUCGAAACAAAGAUCUUUUCCCUCCGACGAUCUGGCUGUAAGUCAGAGUAUGGGUAUACGAUCGUUUCGAAUUAAAAAACGUCAAGAAGCUCGGUCGAGGUCACGUGACGCGGGGAGCGCAUGCGCGGCGCGGAGCCAGGCCCAUUCCGGAGUUUGUUUGGAGAGUUUACCGGGCGGUCGCCAGCACAAUGCUGGGGCUCGGCCAGUGUCCCAAGGCCCGGCUCUCCGUCUACGUAGAGGACUAUUUAGAGAGUGUAGAAGCAUUGCCGUUGGAGCUGCAGCGGAGCGUCUCCCGACUGAGGGAGAUCGAUACCCGGUACCGAGAAGUUUUAAAGGAACUUGAUGAUGCUUAUGAAAAGUAUAAGCAAGAACCAGACAUUAUUCAAAGAAAACGGCUGCUUCAUCAACUCCAGCGAGCAUUAAUUAACUCCCAAGAACUGGGAGAUGAGAAGAUUCAGAUUGUUUCUCACAUGAGUGAGCAAGUGGAGAACUGUGCAAGGGAGAUGGAUAGUCACUCAGAAUGUUUUGAGGACCAAAAUGAACAUGAAAGCCCUAUUGAGAAGAUAAAAAUGGAAGUGUCACAAACUGAAAGACCUUCCCGAAGGCUGCGUAGACAAAAAAACAGUGAAAACCGUGACUUGUGUCAAGUUGGUAAUGAAACUGAAGAGGUAGAGGAGCCUCCUAAAGAAAAAAGAUCAAAAUCCGCAAAAAAGAAGCGCUCAAAAGCUAGACCAGAAAGGGAAAUCUCCCCCAUUGAUUUUGCUAUUGAUCCAAAUGAACCAACUUACUGUCUGUGCAACCAAGUGUCUUAUGGUGAAAUGAUAGGAUGUGAUAAUGACGAAUGCCCAAUUGAGUGGUUUCACUUUUCUUGUGUAGCCUUAACAUACAAGCCAAAAGGCAAAUGGUAUUGUCCUAAAUGCAGAGGUGAUACUGAAAAGACUAUGGACAAAUGCAUAGAAAAAUCAAAAAAAGAUAGGAAGUUAAGGUAGUGACUACCAAAAAUAUUACAAGGUUUUCAAACUUUUGCCAUCAUGUAUAUUAGCUUAAAAUGUAUGUGUAACUAUGCAAUCAUUUUUAUGAUAGUAUUAAACAUUGCUGAAUUUUGAUUAAUGUA
Hemiscyllium ocellatum (epaulette shark) is the source of this 1461-nucleotide messenger RNA. RefSeq names its product inhibitor of growth family, member 2 (gene ing2). Gene Ontology annotation, biological process: positive regulation of DNA-templated transcription. Bases 536 to 1336 code for a protein of 266 amino acids. NCBI's taxonomy places the organism in Eukaryota, Metazoa, Chordata, Chondrichthyes, Orectolobiformes, Hemiscylliidae. The transcript has 2 exons. The record is from RefSeq and is a predicted model, not a curated record. Gene Ontology annotation, cellular component: nucleus.